This is a messenger RNA of Ruditapes philippinarum (Manila clam), 1203 nucleotides long. RefSeq names its product glutamate receptor 3-like. The record is from RefSeq and is a predicted model, not a curated record. Gene Ontology annotation, molecular function: ligand-gated monoatomic ion channel activity. NCBI's taxonomy places the organism in Eukaryota, Metazoa, Mollusca, Bivalvia, Venerida, Veneridae. Gene Ontology annotation, cellular component: membrane.
UGGAACUUACUGUGGAAACCUAAUUGCUUUCCUCACUGUUACAAAGGAUAAACCACCAUUUGAAACUUUAGAUGAAAUGGCUGAUCUAAAAGGAGAUUAUAAAUGGGGUUUACAAGAAGGAACAAACUGGGAACAUAUUUUCAAAACAUCAAAAAAUAAAGAGUUUAGACGUAUUGGUGAUGCUCUAAUGGAUUUCAAUGAGACUGACCCUUCUGUCUUCGCAAAAGAUUUUAAAACUCAACUGGCUAAAGUAAAAAAGGGGAACUAUGGCUGGAUAGGGGACACUGUUGUCAUGGAAGUUGAGAUGGCGAAAGACUGUGAGCUGAUGAUGAUCAAAGAAAAGUUUUUACCCCUGAAAUAUGCGUUUGGGUUCACGAACAAUUCACCACAUGUUCAAAUAUUUACAAAACAAAUUCUUUCGAUUCACGAAUCUGGGCUUUUACAAGUUUGGAAAAGAAGGUGGUGGCCAAAGUCUAUGGAAAUUUGUGCAGGAACAAUAAUUGCAGAAGCAAAACCUAUUUCUAUAAUUGACGUUCAAAGUGCAUUCUAUGUGGCUGCAGGCGGAGGUUUUAUAGGAUUCUGUGCUUUCCUUAUUGAAGUAUGCGUCGGCUGGUUGAAACAAAAACGAAAGGGAAGACUCUCGCAAGGAAAUAGGCCAGGGGUCCAUGUCAAUGGUAUCGUACUGAAUAAUAAUGCAACAUGAAACAUACAUAAUAGCAUAGUUGCUACCGGAGGGAAUUCAUCGUUUACAAUUUCUGAUGACCAGUCAGUGUUUUUCAGUAUAAUCAAGUUUUCUUUCGAUCAAACAAUGAGUACAGGAAUUUCAGGUCGCAGCGUUUCGUGUUGUUUCAUAAGCUGAACAAACCUCCUUGUUCAAACAAAACCCAAUUGUUGGACUUAGUACAAAAUGUAGAGACCAUGGCAUCUAUGAGACACUUAUAUCUUACACUCACAUUUUCUACGUCAUUGAUAUAUUUGUAUUAAUUCCUCUUGUGAUAUUGUGUAUUUUUUCAUUUUUUAAUACUUUGAUAUUAUAAUAGUCAAUUAUAAACAUUAAUUGCUGUUCACUUUAAAAAAAAGACAUCUGGAAAUAUACGUCGAUUAGGUUGCUAAACCUUCCUUCCUUACUGGUGAUAUUUUAUCUUUUUAUAAUUUUAGUUAUAAUAAAAUAAUUUUGUUACUCUAAUUGUCUCUGUUUUUAAC